UGAGUUGUAAGUGACGAGCGGUGACGUCAGACGCAGAUGGAAAAAGGGAACCGACAGUAUGGCUGCCCAGUGCCGGAGCCCUCGGUGCACGGCGGAGAGGAAGGGAUUCCGGCGGGAGCUCGACUCGUGGCGGCACCGGCUCAUCCACUGUGUAGGUUUCGAGAGCAUUCUAGAAGGGCUGUAUGGACCAGGAUUACGUAGAGACCUCAGUUUAUUUGAUGACUGUGAACCAGAAGAACUGGUUGAUUGGUGUGUGGAUGAGAAAUGUUCAUUAUGUAGCCUUCACAAGGAGACAGUUGUAAGUAUUUCUGACUGCACGCCAUCAGGUGGUUCAGCACAGUCCACACCUACAGGGGAAGUGAUAUCUCAGGGCCAGUUCAACACAGAUAAAAUUGAAUGCCAAGCUGAAAAUUACCUAAAUGCACUCUUUCAGAAGAAAGAUCUUCCUCAGAACUGUGAUCCCAACAUUCCACUUGUAGCUCAGGAAUUAAUGAAGAAAAUGAUACGUCAGUUUGCAAUUGAAUAUGUUUCAAAAAGCCGAAAAAUGUAUCAAGACAAUGGAACAAUGGUUGAGUCUCCUAAUGGCUGUAAUGGUAUCCAGCUGAACCAAACAGAAAGCUUGUUACAGGAAGACCAGGAUAGUCCGUUAGACCUCACAGUGACACGGAUUCAGGAGCAUUCUUUUCAGGACGAUGAUGGGGUUUUGGAUCUCUCUGUAAAAAGUAACUGCAGUGGACUAGAAGAAAACUCCAAAAUCAAAAAUCUCAAACUUGAGAGACUUCAGAGAGAGAGCGAUGACUAUUUGGACCGAAGUCCUGAGUUUGCAGACGGUUUGCUUUCAAAAGCAUUGAAGGAUAUUCAGCUGGGAACACUGGAUAUUAACAAAGCAGCCAUACUUUAUGGCAUACCUCAGAAAACUUUACUACUUCACUUAAAAGCCUUAUCAGCAGGCAAGCCUGCAUAUUUUAAAAACACAGCUGAAAAUUGUAAUGAUGGGUAUUUAUACAAAGACGGCACUAAGGCGUGUGCUGUUUUUCAAAAAGUCGCCCAGUGGGCAAGGGCUCAGGCCGAGCAUACAGAAAAAAGUAAACUCAGUCUACUUGAAACCUCGGAACUGAAACUCCCAACCGCUUCCAGUUACCUCCAUCAGUUAACUCUACAGAGAAUGGUUGCUCAGUUCAAAGAAAAAAAGGAAGGUUUGCAUUGUGAAUCUUCAGCUCCCACUGUACAGUUAAAAAUUCCUCAGGUACGAGUGAGCUCUGUGCCCAAACCACAGCCCGAUCCUUCUGGUCUUCUGGAUGUGAUGCAUCAGGUUACUAAAACCUCGGGAGUUAUGGAAAAUUCAUCUCUGCAAAAACUAAAAAACAUCCUUCCCAAGCAAAACAAAGUUGAAUGUUCGGGAAACCUAACUCGUUCCAACCUCGAUUCCUAUGUUCACAGAGAGCUUUCUCCUUUGUGUCUUAAUAACAAGAAUGGAGUUGGCGACACCUCUUCUGACAACCCAGAUGACGACCGGAAAGACAAACAGCCGAGGAAAAAACGGGGUAGAUACAGACAAUAUGAUCAUGAAAUUUUGGAAGAAGCUAUAGCCAUGGUACUGACUGGGAAAAUGAGUGUUUCUAAAGCACAAGGAAUUUAUGGCGUACCUCACAGCACUUUAGAAUACAAAGUCAAAGAACGGUCUGGAACACUGAAGAACCCUCCAAAAAAAAAGCUUCGCUUGGCAGACCCUCAUUUGUACAAUGUUGUUAAUUCAGGGACUGAUAUCUCCAGAAAUGGUAGCAAGUCUAUGUAGAUGUAAUUUUGAAAUUUUGACUAUUUAAUAUCCGUGUGUAUUGUUACACACGUCUACUGUACACGCAACCGAGUGUGACCUAACAUACUCUGCCGAAACGAUACAGUUCUUAACCACAUUCAUGCCUUUUAAAAUAGAUUAUUCAGGGUUUUCACUGUGGACUGAAUUAUUUUGUUGCACACUUACUACUGAUACUAUGUUUUGAGCAUUCGUUUUGCUUAAAUAGCUAAUAAUUCAGGGUUUAUAAGUCAUAGUUAACAGCAGAAAACAAACUAUGAUCAACACUACUUACUACAGUACCAAUGUUGAAAUCACAACUUCCACUCCUUUUGACAGUCGUAGGACGUUUCAUAGUCUAGCGAUCAGUUUUUCUACUCCAUGGUUUUAAGAAAUGUCCCUGGAUCACCUUCAGGUAAAUGACAAAAGCUUAUGUGUGGAAGCAUGCAGUAUUAUUUCAAUGCAGAAUAACUGUACUUUCUUAAGUAUCCACACAUACUGAGAUUUAAAAAGAGGUUUGGUAGAACAUG
Messenger RNA from Nanorana parkeri, 2322 nucleotides. RefSeq names its product ligand dependent nuclear receptor corepressor like (gene LCORL). Gene Ontology annotation, cellular component: nucleus. Gene Ontology annotation, molecular function: DNA binding. Gene Ontology annotation, biological process: regulation of transcription by RNA polymerase II. The transcript is spliced from 7 exons. The coding region runs from base 59 to 1795 and encodes 578 amino acids. The record is from RefSeq and is a predicted model, not a curated record. Lineage: Eukaryota; Metazoa; Chordata; Amphibia; Anura; Dicroglossidae.